Helobdella robusta is the source of this 318-nucleotide messenger RNA. RefSeq lists its product as hypothetical. The record is from RefSeq and is a predicted model, not a curated record. NCBI's taxonomy places the organism in Eukaryota, Metazoa, Annelida, Clitellata, Rhynchobdellida, Glossiphoniidae. Bases 1 to 318 code for a protein of 105 amino acids. The transcript has a single exon.
AUGUUCAAAUUCUGGGGCAUCAAUCACGUUGCAGCUACCAGCAGUGACCUGCAAGCCCAGCCUACCCCGUCGUCUCUGGUCUGGAGGCAUGAUUCCAUUGAAGCAGUUAAAGCAUUUUGGUCACAUCAUGCGGAAGGAAAGAAUGGAAAAUCUAACCAAUACUGGAAAAAUUGCAUGGAAAAUAAAUCGCGGUCAACAACGAACAGCAUUCGUGAAGUCUUGUGUCACUUGUUGAAUAUCACCACAUUUCAACUACUACAAAGUGUUAAAGAUCGAGUUUUGUGGAGGUCGAUGGUCGCCAAUGUUUUUAAAGGAUAA